This is a messenger RNA of Acipenser ruthenus (sterlet), 1428 nucleotides long. RefSeq names its product ATP synthase mitochondrial F1 complex assembly factor 2-like. The transcript is spliced from 8 exons. The coding region runs from base 370 to 1272 and encodes 300 amino acids. Lineage: Eukaryota; Metazoa; Chordata; Actinopteri; Acipenseriformes; Acipenseridae. Gene Ontology annotation, cellular component: mitochondrion. The record is from RefSeq and is a predicted model, not a curated record. Gene Ontology annotation, biological process: mitochondrial proton-transporting ATP synthase complex assembly.
CAAAAACUACGAAUGAAACGUCACAUGCAGGGUCAAUGCUAUGGCUGCGUCCAUGGCAGGAGUGUGUUAUGAAUGACACGGGUUUUCAUUUUCAUUUCAAUAAAAAACAAGAAAACAGCGAACUAUUUCAAAAUAUACAAUGUUCAAUUUGAAUGGAUUCACACACGAAAUAAUACGUGUUUCUUCUUAGGGAUGCCGAAUUCAAUAUUGUUGUAAUGUAUCUGUACUACACUACACUUACAAUAUUAUUAAUACGUGUUUGUUAGAAUAAAGUCGCUCUGUUCCCCCCCCCCCCCCAAAGGCUUAUCUAACUAGUUUAAAGUAAAUACUUUAUUUCUAUUAGUUUGGAAGUGUAACGACCUUGAAAAUAUGUUGCGGAAUGCGCUACGUUUGUACUGUAAGGGUUCGCUUACCGUGUACUGCUGUCCAGUGAUGACAAGACAGAAACAAACCUGCCAUGUUUUGGAAAACAGACGGACAUACUCAUCAGCAAUGUCAGAAAGAAAGAAAUUUUAUCAGGAUGUCAGUAUUUCACAUGGAGAAGGCGGAGUGUUUGAGAUCAAUCUGGACCACAGAAAGUUGAAAACUCCGGGUGGGAAGUUAUUCACCGUCCCCAAUGAGGCUCUGGCUGUGGCUGUAGCCACUGAGUGGGAUGUGCAAAGAGAUACUCUGAAGUUCUACACAAUGCACAUGACCACCUUGUGCAACACAGCUCUUGAUAACCCGACACAGAGGAACAAGGAUCAGAUGAUCGCAGCUGCCCUUAAGUAUCUGGAGACAGACACAAUCUGCUACAGGGUUGAGGAACCUCCAGGUUUGGUGCAGCUUCAGAAGACUGAAUGGGACCCUGUUAUGGACUGGAUAGAAAAAAGAUACAAUGUGGUGAUAGGCUCCUCUUCAAAUAUAAUGGGACCCACAAUCCCAGAGGAGACUAAAGAUACCUUUCGACAGCACCUGGCCUCCUUCAACUUCUGGGCUUUAACAGGUUUGGAGUUUGUGAUCACACAACUUAAAUCAGUGAUUCUGUCAUUUGGAUUAAUCGACCGGCACCUCAUGGUAGAAAAGGCAGUGCAGCUGUCCCGCUUGGAGGAAGAAUUCCAGAUCCACCACUGGGGCAAUGUGGAGUGGGCCCAUGAGUACGACCUGCAGGAGCUCCGCUCUCGCACUGCAGCCGGGGUCCUGUUUGUGCACCUGUCUUCUGAGAGCGCCACUAUGAAACGCAAACUUCUGCAAGACUUGGAGUUCCCCCAGCCCAGAAAACCAUGGAACUGAAACCCAAACAAUAAGAACCCAGGCUCCCCCCCACCCCUUCAGAUAUCACUUAUUUCACAUAAAUGUACGUGGCCUAAAUGUAUACUGUCACAUUUAAGAGGGAUUAUAUCAACUAAACUAACUAUGUACUUUAAUAAAAGUAGUUUAGAAAUCAAA